GAACAGAUGUAAAGAAGUAGCAGCAUUGUUUGUGCCCAUAAAUGGUAAGGUGAAAGUAGGAACUGUUAGCUCUUGGCACCAGCCAUGGCCAGGGGGGUUCCUUGGAGUGUCAUUAAAGCCUGCAGAGGUGGAUGGAGAAGAGAGGAGGAACUCACCUGCUGCUGGCUUACGGCCGAGGCAGCAAAUGUGGCCGCCACACACCACCAUUUUUAUGAGCUUGAACAACCGUCCUGCUCCUCCUUUUGUCACAUCCAGUGAGAGUUCUUCAAGUGCUUUGCUGCUGCUCCUUUUGGGCUUUAGGCUGAUUGAGCAAAACAUGGGAAUGGCGAUGAGGUGCAUCUUGGUCCUCUUCUCUGUCUCCCCUCUGCUGCUUCUGUUCAACCUUGAGAUGCUGGAGGAUGCUCUCCAUCUAGCAAACCAUGACAAGGAGCUCGACGUCGCUGCGAUAACUCCUGCCAGUUUCAGCUUCAUGUCCAGGUUUAGGAUAAUGCUGGGGAUGAGUCAUCAUCAUCGGUCACAGGGCCGAAGGCAUAAGAGAAGUUCAGAAGCUCCAGCUCCAGCACCAGCACCAGUCCCAGCCCUUCAAGCAAGAUCAGAAGCUCCUGCCCCUCUUGUUCGUGUGCCUCGGAAAGGAAUGCCAUCAACUCAUCGCAGCCACAUUGCCCCAGCAAGGAGCCCAGUGCACAGAAUGGAGGAUGGAGGCCACACCAAGCUCCCGAGAUCCACCAUUGUUGCCCUGGGUGUGGUUGGAUUAUGCCUAGUUGUUCUUGGAGCUACCAUAGUAGCAUUGUCAGUUGGAAGAUCAAGGAAGGUCAAGAAGGUGUGUACAACGGCAUUCAAAACAUUUUGCCAUGGAUCAAGAGAUCAAAGGUCACCUGCUGCUACCAGGAAGGUCAGUUCCCACCCUAGCCCAGAUCCGUUUUCACUAAGUUCCAUAGUACAGUACCAAGAGAACCAUCCAAACCUUAAACAAUCAUCUGAACCAAAGAGUUUAUCCAUUCAGAGUACUAUUCCAAUGGGUACAGAAUUAAUAGCAAGUGAUCCUACUGUGACAAGCAACAACUCGCACUCUGGUGAGGUUGAAUCUUUCCAUUCCAUAUCUUGCGCUGAUUUCUCAGUUGGCUCCAUUACAGAGGUACCACAGCAAAUUUGUGAUAAAACUAUUAUGGAUCCAUCUCGGACUUUCCUAGAAAGACAUGAUUCACCAUCUGAUUCAUCAUAUCAAUCUGUUUCACCAGAUUGUACAUCUUGUUUGUCGCCAAAGGAUCAAACAUCUUCAGCUUUCAGCCACCACAAUUUGUCUCGCACUCCUUGUCCAGAAAAACCAGAUAAAGAAAAUGCUGAAGUAAACUGUCACAAAGGAGUGAAAAUAAAUGGCAUUUCUGGGUCCACGGAGCAUCACAAAGAUCCAAUGGAAGAGCAGACGGAAACCAUCACCCCCUCCAUCACAAAGCCAAGUUCUAAGGAAUCAUCAAAGAGUUCAACAGGAGGAUCAAGGAUUGACACCUUCAGUUCAAUGGGUAUACCAAAAUCGCCACCACCCCCUCCACCACAAAAGAAUCCUCCGAGUUUGAAAGGGCAGUGCAAUAGCCAGCCUCCACCACCACCUCCAUUGCCUCUGCAGAUACAAGUUGGUAAAGACGGUUCUCCCCUUCCAAGGUUGAAACCAUUGCACUGGGACAAGGUAAGGGCUGCUCCAGCCCGCCCUAUGGUGUGGAACGAUAUAAGAUCAAGUUCAUUUGAAUUCGAGUUCGAUGAGCAGAUGAUCAAGUCUCUGUUCGCAUACAACUUUCAAGGGUCGGCAAGAGAUCAAGAGGCUAUGAGCAAGACUGUAUCUACCACCAAACAUGUUAUCGAGCAUCACAGGCUUCAAAAUACUACUAUCUUGUUGAAGACCUUAAAUGCAAACACCAGUCAAGUAUGCAAUUCUGUAAUACAAGGUAAUGGAUUGUCUGUCCAACAACUUGAAGCACUUGUCAAGAUGAAACCAACCAAGGAAGAAGAGGAAAAGUUACUAAAUUAUGCUGGCGAUAUUAACAUGCUAGAUCCAGCAGAAAACUUUGUCAAGGUGCUACUGACAAUACCAAUGGCAUUCCCAAGAAUGGAGAUCAUGCUCUACAAGGAAAAUUUUGAUGAUGAGGUAUCUCACAUCAAAAUGUCCUUUGCAAUGAUUGAAGGAGCUUGCAUUGAACUAAAGUCAAGCAAACUAUUCUUAAGAUUACUUGAAGCAGUACUCAAGACAGGAAACAGGAUGAAUGUUGGAACAUUAAGAGGAGGUGCGAGUGCUUUCAAACUGGAUGCACUUCUGAAAUUGGCAGAUAUACGUGGGGCCGAUGGGAAAACAACCCUACUGCACUUUGUUGUUCAAGAGAUGGCUCGUUCAAAAGGAUUAAAGGGUUCAGAAAAACUCAAUGAAAUACCCAGCUCUUGCCCUGACACACCAACCGAACGAGAGGAGUAUUCAUCGAUGGGCACAGAAUUUGUCUCUAAGCUCAGUAAUGAGCUAGGGAACGUCAAGAAGGUAGCAAGCAUAGAUCUGGAUACUUUGAGAAACUCAAUCUCAUAUCUAUCAUGUGGACUGGUUCAACUGAAGAAUCUUGUUGAGAACGACCUAGCUAGUGAUGACAACAAUAACAACUUCUUGCAAUGCAUGAAAUCCUUCCUAGAUUAUGCAGAGAAUACAAUGCAAGAACUCAAAGAUGAUGAAUCUCAAGUUCUACUUAAGGUCAGGGAACUAACAGAGUAUUAUCAUGGUGAGGUCAGCAAGGAUGAGUCCAACCUGCUCCAGAUAUUCAUCACUGUAAAAGAUUUUCUUGGUUUGCUGGAUAGGGUGUGUCGAGAAAUGAGGGGCACAAAGCACAACCAAACUCUCAAUUUAGUCCUUCCACUCAAGUGAGUAGGUUUAGAUUGACAUGUUGACCAGUUGAACACUAACAACUUAACUGUUUUGCAUGUGAAUGUUUGUAUAACAGUGUUAGCAUUGAGUGUUUGACAAAUUAACUGCUUGUGUAUGAGAGUUUUUCUAUGGGAAUGUUAAGAGUGGAGAUUGGUUUUUAGCAUUAAUUAUAAACAUAUUGUUUAUUUGUAGAGUGGAAUGAGCAU
Molecule: messenger RNA, 3102 nt
Organism: Oryza brachyantha (malo sina)
Lineage: Eukaryota; Viridiplantae; Streptophyta; Magnoliopsida; Poales; Poaceae
Product: formin-like protein 9
Exons: 4
Coding region: 185-2896 (903 amino acids)
Biological process (GO): actin cytoskeleton organization; actin nucleation
Molecular function (GO): actin filament binding
Source: RefSeq, a predicted model, not a curated record